AUGUAUAAAUUAUUCUUCUUCUUCUUAACUGUUUCGUCAGUUCUUGCGAAACAUGAAGACUUCUUUGGACACACUCUCUACGAAGUGAAAGUAUUGAAUGACAAUCAGCACAGAUACCUCGAUGAAGUGGUAGAACGCUUCUUCCUGGACAAAUGGCAUGCUACAUACACAGGCCAGGAUGGUCUCAUCUUAGUCCCAGGGGAUAUUAAAGAGGACUUCCAAAGGGAGAUGAUUCACGCUGGCAUUCCUUAUGAAAUUAAAUCCAAUAACAUCAAAGAACAACUAGACCUCGAAGAUGAGCUUAUGGCUGCUGCAUCUGCUAAAAUGAACAGAUCAACACCUGGACUUUCUUUCGAUGUUAUCCAUAGAUACGAAGUCGUGAACAACUACCUUCAACGACUCGCCAACAGCUACGCCAACGUCCGAGUUGAAUCAGCUGGUAAAAGUGUCGAAGGUCGUGAUAUUAGAUACCUGAGGAUCUCUUCUGAUAACUUCCAGUCUAGAACCAAGCCAGUUGUCUUCCUGAUGUCGCUUCUUCAUGCUCGUGAAUGGGUGACUCUACCCGCUUCGCUAUAUGCCAUUGAAAAGCUGGUUAUUGACGUCAGAGACAGAACUUUGGUCAACAACAUUGAUUGGAUCAUCAUGCCUAUUGCCAACCCUGAUGGAUACGAAUUCACUCACACUAACGUAAACCCGCAUGUGGCGGCGCCAGGUAAAAACCGCGCCAGGAACGCUGGAUGGUCAAUGUGCCCAGGUGUCGACCUCAAUAGAAACUUCGACCACAACUGGGGUACCGCCUCCAGCGCGUCUCCUUGCACGGAAACUUUCCACGGCACUGGACCAUUCUCUGAACCAGAGACCCAGGCCGUCAGAAAUGUCCUCAACCAAGUCAGAAACCGAUUGGAACUCUUCAUUGAUAUCCACAGCUUCGGUAGCAUGAUCCUGUACGGUUUUGGUAAUAGGCAGCUCCCUCCAAACGCAUUGACACUCAACAUGGUAGGAGUAAGAAUGGCACAGAGGAUUGACGCUGUCAAGUGGUCGAACAAGAGAAACUAUAGAGUAGGAAACAUCGUUGAUGUAAUAAAUUACCGUGCUUCUGGCGGUUCUAGUGACUACGUUCAGUCCUUUGGAAACCUUCUCUCUUUCACCUAUGAGCUCCCUGCCUACAGAAAUGUGGCUAACAUUAACGGUUUCCUGGUAGACCCCGCAUUUAUUUAUCAAGCUGGUAUGGAGACUUGGGAAGGUAUUCAAGCUGGUGCCCGCUAUGUUCUUGAGAGGAGAAGGAUGGCGGAGGCUAAAUAA
Messenger RNA from Leptosia nina, 1302 nucleotides. The record is from the annotation of a GenBank genome assembly. Lineage: Eukaryota; Metazoa; Arthropoda; Insecta; Lepidoptera; Pieridae.